This is a messenger RNA of Etheostoma cragini (Arkansas darter), 2338 nucleotides long. It is a transcript of the gene arl6ip5a, whose product is annotated as ADP-ribosylation factor-like 6 interacting protein 5a. NCBI's taxonomy places the organism in Eukaryota, Metazoa, Chordata, Actinopteri, Perciformes, Percidae. The record is from RefSeq and is a predicted model, not a curated record. Gene Ontology annotation, cellular component: membrane. The transcript has 3 exons. Bases 81 to 653 code for a protein of 190 amino acids. Gene Ontology annotation, biological process: negative regulation of transport.
UCGGCAUCCGAUUUCCGGCUGUUCUAUAGUUUUGGUUGGUAACUAUCGGUACGGUCACUGUCCGAUUAGCAGGGAGUCAAAUGGCUAAAGUGGAGCUGGCACCGCUUAGACCAUGGGGCGACUUCUUCCCCGGCUCGGACAGAUUCGCUAAACCGGAUGGCAAAGAUUUGGCGAAAUGGAACAACCGAGUUGUCAGCAAUCUGCUUUACUAUCAAACAAAUUAUUUGGCUUUGGCCAUCGUUGUUUUCCUCGUUGUAGGGUUCCUGAACCCCGUGGGGAUGUUAACAGCCAUGGUCGUGGUGUCGAGCGUCUUCCUGGGUUCAGUGUGGGCCGGAGAGAACCGAGCUGUGAUCAGCAACUUCAAGAAGAAAAAUCCCACAGCGUUUGUGAUCGCCGUCAUGGUCGCAAGCUACAUCUUAAUCUCUAUGCUGGGAAGCGUCAUGGUGUUUAUGACUGCAAUCACUUUACCUCUGGCUUUGGUAUUUGCACAUGCUUCCUUUCGCCUCCGCAACAUGAAAAAUAAGCUGGAGAACAAAAUCGAAGGAGCCGGACUGAAGAGGUCACCGAUGGGCAUUUUGCUGGAAGCUCUCGAUCAGCAAGAGGAGAGUAUUCAAAAGAUCCAGAGCUUUCUGGAGGGAAAACUGAAAGAGUGAUUGGACUUCAUGCACACGUUCUUCAUUUGACCAAAGAUCUUGACCUUUAUUCUUGGAUUUCUCUGUCUAAAUCUCCUGAAGUUAGUUUCUUACACAGUAUGUUCACAAGUGUGUGUGUUUUGAAAAGAGAGCUUGUAAUCUGAAAGGGCUUCGUCCUAACCUCAGGGUAUCUGUCACUCCACUCAGAACUUGUCAGGGCACUUUUCUUUCUCACUUCUCUGCUAUGCAGUGUCAGUGUUUCUGUGCACCACAGCUGCAGACUGCUUCUUAGGUAUGAAAUCUGUGUUUAAUGAGUUUCAGAAACAGCCAGCGGCCCUGCCAGUUUACGCUUAGAAUAAUAUGAAUUAUGUCUCCUUGCAGAAAAUCUAAGUUUUAAGUAUGUCGUUGAAUAGAAACCAAGCGACCAUAUGUUCAUGCAGAUCAAAAUAGAAAACACUGCUUUGGAUUAUGAAAUACAUGUGACUCCAAACACUGAUCACUGUGUCAGUAUUUAAAAUGAAGACUUCAGAGGAGUUUGAGGUCUUACCCCAUGGCCAUCAGUAUUCCUCCUGCACCUCUUGACUGUUUAAUCUUGACAAUGCCCCCUGGGUGACGGAUUGGCUAACUCUGCGUUCCUCUCCACUUACACCAAUGCUAAUCAAAGGGCUGCAGUAGAUUAUAGUGUGGAGAGCUGAGCGCUGCACAGUGACAGAGUGGAUUCAUGUGCACAUCUCUGGGUCAGCUCCUUUUUGAUUUAUUUAUUGGAUUCCAUUUGAAAUCGACUGCAGAUAAGGGGAAUCCCUGUGGAACAUAAUGCUCUGUUAUUUGGUUACGUGGCAGCGUGUAAGGAUUGGGGGAAACAUGAAGAUAAGAAUGAUCAUCAAAAAGUAAUCACUUUGGGGUGCUAUUCUUAAAAACAUGUCCACAUUAGCCCUUUGCUUUCAAAAUGACUCAAAUCCAUUUCAGACAGUAUCAUUUAUCUCUUGGGUAUGCAUGGUAUUUUUACAAUGAGCCCUAUCAAUGACCUGUGCACACUCCGGUAGAAGAGUAAUUCAGUGGCACUCCAGUUCAACUUGACUUGAGCUGCAAGAUAGGUAACUAGGACUACAGUUGUAAAUUAGCCAACUGGCACAUUUACAGAAAUGUUGAUUAAUGUGCAUUGUCCUAAUCAGAUAAAUAAAUCUACAUCUGCAAGGCGUUGCCCCUCCGUGCUACAGCAGUGAUUUAUGCCCUCUCCUGCUUAGCCUCAUCUGCAUCCAUAUUGUGCAACUUGGAAGGAGUAAACACAACUGGUGGCAAUAAACUCAAGUAAAGUCAUGUCUCUCAGGGCACAUUGGAGGCCCUUGUUCAGCCGCAGCUGCUGGAAGCAUCCUACCUGUGUGUGUAUAUGUGUGUGUGUUUGUAUUUGAGGUUUUCUCCUCAACUCAUGUGUAAUACAGGAGGGGAAGUUACACACAUACAAAACAACACUCAACCUUUCCAGUGUUUUUGCAUGAAUCAACACAACAACACUGAACUCAUGUCAUUUUGAAACAACCAUAAUUGCGUUCAAAGGUAAUUUUAAGUGAGGCAACAGAAGUCGGUGGAUGCGACACAAAAACAAACCUGUGUACUGUUUCUGCACUUGCUGCUAAGUAACAGCACGGUUCUCAUUGUGCAGGGUGCUGGACUUGCAACAUCUUGCCUCCUGUUUAGUUUCCACAACA